AUGGUUGUUUUGUUUGGAGGCUUGGAGGCUCUUUUGAUUCUUACUUUGAGGAUACCAUACAACAACGGCGUAACAUGGCCGGAUAUUGUGGUUGGCGUAGUAGCCGCCAUUCUCCUCAGCGCAGGGUUAUUACCUCCAUACUUUGAGUUAUGGAAGAGAGAUGGACGGGUCAUUGGAAUAAAUUGGGUGUUCCUCUCCAUCGACACGCUCGGCGGGUUGUUCUCGCUCUUUGCUUUGGCGGCACAAGGCUCUUUCGAUAUCUUAGGUGGGAUCAUGUACAUCUUGGUGGUUGUGCUCGAGGCUGGCAUCUAUACUAGUCAUAUUGUCUGGCGCAUUCGUUAUCGCAGGCUGCGUCAGGAAGCAAAAGCUUCAGGGCAAAGCAUUGAUGAACUUCUUGCUGUAGGGAGAGAAGAUAUACAGGAAUCGCAAGAUCUUGAGAAAGGGGUGGUCCCCCAAGUCCCUGGUGAUGUUGACAUGGCCAGGUCAGAACAAUUGUCGACGUACGGCUUUGAACAACGAGAUCGGAUUCAAAAAGUUUGA
This is a messenger RNA of Penicillium brevicompactum, 540 nucleotides long. RefSeq lists its product as uncharacterized. The record is from RefSeq and is a predicted model, not a curated record. The coding region runs from base 1 to 540 and encodes 179 amino acids. The transcript has 4 exons. Lineage: Eukaryota; Fungi; Ascomycota; Eurotiomycetes; Eurotiales; Aspergillaceae.